AUGGAUCCCUUGAUUUGGCCAUCAGAAACAAACAGCUUUCGACCUUUCACCCCCGAGUCCUUGGCAGCAAUUGAGGAAMGGAUUGCCAACAAAAAUAAAGAGCAAGUCAAAGUUAAGGAAAGGAACAAGGACCAGGGAGUUGAAGACAAACUUACUCCUCAGCUUGAUCUGAAAAUGUACAAAACGCUGCCGUCUCUGUAUGGGGACAUUCCUGCAGAGCUCRUUGGGGAGCCCCUAGAGGAUUUUGAUCCAUACUACAGUGAUCACAAGACUUUUAUGGUGAUAAAUAAAAGGAGGACUAUUUUCCGGUUUGCUGCCACACCUGCCUUGUUUAUAUUUGGUCCUUUUAAUCCAGUCAGAAAAACAGCAAUUAAAAUUAUGAUCCAUUCAUUCACAUUUUUUGUUGGCAUUAUUAUGUGUACUGUGUUACUCAAUUGUGUUGUUAUGACUACCCGUGAGCUUCCUAAAGAACUCUACUGGACUGAACCUGUUUUUACUGCCAUAUAUACUGCUGAAAUAUUGAUAAAAAUAGUAGCAAGAGGAUUUGUUUGCAAUGAAUUUACCUUUCUUCGAGAUCCGUGGAACUGCUUGGAUCUUUCUGUUAUUAUCGUAAUGUACAUUACUGCAUUUCAGACUAUUGGCAAUGUCUCAGCCCUUCGAACUUUCCGAGUACUGAGGACUUUGAAAGCUAUUUCAGUAAUACCAGGUCUGAAGGUCAUUGUAAAUUCGCUUGUUGAGUCUGUGAAGAAACUCGCCGAUGUGUUGAUUCUGACUUUAUUUUGCUUGAGUAUAUUUGCUCUAAUAGGCCUCCAGCUUUUUAUGGGCAAUUUAAAAUCCAAAUGUAUCCUCAAUAAAACUCUGUACAAUGACUCAUUAUGUAAGGAUCCCAAGAUAUAUGUACCAGAUGAUGAAGGUAAAUGUUUUUUGUUUUUUCUCUUGACAUAAUCUCUCUGCUACAGAGAGAAUGACUCGGCUGAAAUAUUGCUCUGUGGGUUCAGCUCAGAUCCCAAUAAAGAGUGUCCAGAAAACUAUACUUGUGAGAAGAUUGGGAAUAAUCCUGACUUUGGUUAUACAAGUUUUGACCAUUUUGGCUGGGCCUUCCUCUCUGUGUUCCGUCUGAUGACCCAGGACUACUGGGAGCGUCUCUACAGACAAACCAUCCGUACAUCUGGAGUGACCUGCAUUUUUUUUUUUAUGGUAGUCAUCUUUUUCUGCUCAUUUUAUCUCUUCAAUCUGAUCUUGGCUGUAGUCACUAUGGCGUAUGAAGAGGAAAAUAAAGCAACUCGUGCUGAAACAGAGGCAAAGGAAAAACUACUUCAGGAUGCCAAACAAAUUAUAGAGAAAGAACAGAUGCUGGCUGCAGGAGAAAGCAGUAGGGCCUUGCAUGCUGGAUCUGAAGUGUCAGUUGCUGACUUCAAAAAUUCACAAGAGAAAGAGACUAAUAGGGAAACAACUACUUCAAGGCAAAACUUAGUUUUAGGUGACCGGGAAAAUGAGGAGCAAAUAUUUCAUUCACAGCCUGGUCGCUGCCACAAGAAGCUUAGGCAGAUCCUGCUGUCCUAUGAGGUGUCAAUGGAUGCUAUCAGCGAUCCUGUCCGAAGACAGAGGUUAAUGAGUGCAGCCACAAUUCUUACAGAUAAUUCAAAGUCAAAACUGAACCUUCCUACAUUUUGGAARCGUUUCCCUCAAAAGUAUCUGAUUUGGAAUUGUUGUCCAUUCUGGAGAUCUGUCAAAGAGAAGAUGAAAWUGGUAAUUUUGAAUCCAUUCGUUGAUCUCUUAAUCAUGGUUUGCAUUAUCUUGAAUACCUUAUUCCUGGCUAUGGAGUACCCUGGCAUGCGACCAGGUUACCAACGACUGAUUUCUCUAAGUGACAAGGUCUUCACCCUGAUUUUUACCGUAGAAAUGAUCUUGAAAAUCGUUGCUCUGGAUCCUUACUACUAUUUUCAGGAAAAGUGGAAUAUUUUUGAUAGCUUGGUUGUUCUGAUUGGCCUAGCGAGCUUUAGAACAAACCUGUCACCGUUCAGGCUGCUCAGGAUCUUCAAAUUGGCAAAGUUCUGGCCAGCCUUAAAUACUCUUAUGAAAAUMAUUCUAAACUCAUUUGGUGCUCUGAGUAACCUCACUCUGGUUUUGGCGAUCACUGUAUUUAUUUUUGCUGUAGUAGGAAUGCAGUUUUUGGGCAGUGAUUAUGAGGAAAAUGUCUGUAAAAUAAACACCAGUGGCAAAUUACGCUGGCAUAUGAAGGAUUUUAGUCACUCUGUCCUGAUUAUAUUCCGAAUAUUAUGUGGAGAAUGGAUUGAAACUAUGUGGGAAUGUAUGGAAGUGGCUGGAGAAAGGAAAUGUCUCACCAUUUUCUUGCUUGUCCUGGUGCUAGGAAACCUGGUGGUGCUCAACUUGUUCAUUGCUUUGCUGCUGAGUUCAUUCAAUCACGACAGCCCAGAGGGACAAGAGGAGCCCGGAGAAGGGACUAAUUAUCAGAUUGCCAUUGCACAGAUUCGCAAGAAACUGAAGGCUGUGAAAGCCAGAAUUUGGAAUCGCUGCUGCAAAAGAAUGAGAGGAAGCAUCAGAAGAACAAACGAAAAGAUGACUUUGGCACAAGUUUCUGGCAAAGGCAUAGAGGUUACUAAUUAUGCCAUGACAGAUGUCAGAAAAUAUAUAGACAAUAGCUGCUUUGAYAUAGAGUGUUACCAUAUGGAAGAGAGCUCCUCACUAGCAAGGAAAUAYGAAGAAAUUUUAACCAGCGACAGAACCUGUGUUCCCAUCACAGCAGCAGAGACUUACACCAACGAAGGUGGUGGUGGGCACAUUUUACACACAGCUGCAGAAUACAGAAAACAGGGAGGCAGAUCAGGACACAAAGAACAGUGGCAGAACUCAAACAGCUUCAAGCAGGUUUCUGGGACUUCUGAAACUGUAAAUGUUUCCACAGUAACACACCCAAAGAAAGAGCAAAAUGAGAAACAUCGGUCUGUUCGUAGCAUUUCUGAAGCCAGCUCUGUGGAUCCAGUUGCUCUUCUGGAGAUGUUUUCCCAGACUAAAGACUCACAGCUGCCUAACGACUGCUUUGCAGAAAGUUGUGUUAAGUGUUUCCCAAGUUGUGUAGUGGAUAUCACUAAGUCUCCAGGGAAAACUUGGUGGAACUUUAGGAAAACCUGCUACAGAAUCGUUAACCAUAGCGGGUUUGAAUAUUUUAUGGUUUUUAUGAUAGUAUUGAGCAGCGCAGCACUGGCAUUUGAAGAUAUUCAUCUGCAGAAGAGGCAAAAAGUGAAAAUUAUCCUAGAUUAUGCUGAUAAGAUAUUUACCUACACCUUUUUUACGGAGAUGCUUCURAAAUGGGUAGCUUAUGGUUUGCACAGUUAUUUCACAAAUUCCUGGUGUUUGCUUGACUUCAUCAUUGUGUGUGUAAGUAUUAUAUUCAGCUGGUCAUACAUUUUAAUUUUUGCUUGUUCCUCUGGGACCAGCUUGAAAUCUCUCAGGACUUUGAGAGCACUGAGGCCUCUUCGAGCUUUGUCAAGAUUUGAAGGGAUAAAGGUUGUUGUGAAUGCACUCUUCGGAGCCAUCCCCUCAAUCUUCAAUGUUCUGCUGGUCUGUGUUGUCUUUUGGCUCCUCUUUAACGUUCUAGGAGUAAAAUGGCUUGGAAAAAGAUUUUGGAAAUGCAUACUCAAGAAAGGAGAUAUUGGACUCAUCCAUAACAGAAAUGAUUGUAUUUCCUAYAAUGGCACAUGGACAAAUAAUGCUGUAAAUUUUGAUAAUGUUGGCAUGGGAUACUUGGCUCUUCUGCAAGUGGCAACUUUUAAAGGUUGGAUGGAUAUUAUGUAUGCAGCAGUGGAUUCACGUGAGAUCGAUGAUCAGCCAAUGUUUGAAGCACGCUUAUCCAUGUAUGUGUACUUUGUGGUUUUCAUUAUUUUUGGAUCUUUCUUCAUGCUGAACCUUUUCAUUGGAGUGGUAAUCAGCAAUUUUAACCAGCAAAGGAAAAAGAUAAGUGGAAAAGAUCUAUUUUUGACUGAGGAACAGAAAAAGUACUAUAAUGCCCUAAAAAAACUUGGAUCCAAGAAACCCCAAAAACCCAUCCCAAGACCAUCGAAUGCGUUCCUAGGAUUGCUGUUUGACAUCGUAUCACAUAAAGCAUUUGACAUCACCAUUGUGAUUUUCAUCUGUCUAAAUAUGGUCGUUAUGAUGGCAGAAAAUAACCAGAAUGGCACCAAGGAUGUUCUUAAUAAAAUCAACUAUUUUUUUGUGGCUGUAUUUACUGCAGAAUGUGUCAUAAAAAUACUGGCAUUAAGGCAGUACUACUUUGCAAGUGGCUGGAACGUGUUUGAUUUCAGUGUUGUGGUCCUUUCAAUAGUGAGUCUUGGAGUUUCUGAAGUCUUCCGACGUUUCUUCUCCCCUACGGUUUUGAGAACUCUUCGUUUGGCACGGAUUGGCCGAAUCCUGAGAAUAAUUCGCCAAGCCAGGGGAAUUCGAACUCUUCUUUUUGCAUUGCUGAUGUCUCUUCCUGCACUGGUCAACAUUGGCCUUUUGCUUUUCCUGAUUAUGUUCAUUUAUGCCAUUGUGGGCAUGGCAAACUUUGCCUGUGUCCGAUGGGAAGGGGGGAUUGAUGACAUUUUCAACUUUCAAACCUUUUUUGGUAGCAUUCUCUGCCUCUUCCAAAUUACAACAUCAGCUGGCUGGGAUAGUCUUCUAUCCCCUCUGUUAAAAGAAUCUGACAAAUGUGCUCCUAAUGUAAAUUUAACAGAGACAGAGAAAAAUAAUUGCACAAACAGGGGCUUUGGCAUUUUAUAUUUUGUAAGCUACAUCAUUAUAUCAUUUCUCAUUGUUGUAAAUAUGUACAUAGCUGUCAUUUUAGAGAACUUCAGUGUUGCCACUGAGGAAAGCACAGAUCCUCUUUGUGAGGAUGACUUUGAUAUGUUUUAUGAGACAUGGGCAAAAUUUGAUCCUCGGGCAACACAAUUCAUAGAUUAUUCUGCUCUUUCAGACUUUGCAGAUGCGCUGGCAGAACCUUUGCGCAUCCCAAAGCCUAAUAAAAUCCAGCUCAUAUCCAUGGACAUCCCCAUAUUUAGUGGAGAUAAGAUUCACUGCUUGGAUAUCUUGCUGGCUUUCACUAAAAGGGUCUUGGGAGAAACUGGAGAUUUGGAGAGCCUUGAAUUAGACAUGGAAGAAAAGAUUGUGGCUGACAAUCCAUCUAAAAGUCGUUACACGCCAGUUUCUUCUACCCUUAAAAGAAAACAAGAGGAAGUGUCRGCUCUUAUUAUUCAAAGGGCCUUCAGGAGACAUUUGAGACAACUUUCUGUUCAAAAUGUGUCUUUCUCACAYCGCUGUAGACACAACAGUGCUGUCUUUGAACGAGAAAUGCUGGACAAGGAAAGUCUUCUUGUGCUAAAUGAAAAUAAUGAUAGGAARGUGGUUAAACUGCGUCCUGCUUCCUCCAUAUCCCUCCCUUUAUUUUAUUAUGGCUUUGCUGACACAGAUAGCAAUAAGCUUGACACAUAA
Malurus melanocephalus (red-backed fairy wren) is the source of this 5487-nucleotide messenger RNA. RefSeq names its product sodium channel protein type 5 subunit alpha-like. The record is from RefSeq and is a predicted model, not a curated record. Gene Ontology annotation, cellular component: voltage-gated sodium channel complex; axon; plasma membrane. Gene Ontology annotation, biological process: membrane depolarization during action potential; neuronal action potential; sodium ion transmembrane transport. The transcript has 26 exons. Gene Ontology annotation, molecular function: voltage-gated sodium channel activity. NCBI's taxonomy places the organism in Eukaryota, Metazoa, Chordata, Aves, Passeriformes, Maluridae.